Messenger RNA from Meloidogyne enterolobii, 903 nucleotides. The record is from the annotation of a GenBank genome assembly. Lineage: Eukaryota; Metazoa; Nematoda; Chromadorea; Rhabditida; Meloidogynidae.
AAAAAUGAAGGAUCGUCUUGGGGCACUCAAAGCGGUCCAAUCAGAAGAAGAACACGAAGAUGUUGCUGCAGCAAUGGAGGCUAGUCAAAGCCAAUUUAUGGAAGAAUUUUUUGAGCAAGUUGAGGAAAUUCGUGGAAGUAUUGAUUUAAUUGCUUCGAAUGUUGAAGAAGUAAAAAAGAAACAUUCUGCGAUUCUUUCAAAUCCUGUGAAUGAUCCAAAAACCAAAGAAGAAUUGGAUGAAUUAAUGGCAGAGAUUAAGAAGACUGCAAACAAAGUGCGGGGAAAGCUUAAAUUAAUUGAAAACAGUAUAGAACAUGAUGAAAGUGGAGGAAUGACUAGCGCUGAUUUGCGUAUUCGAAAAACACAACAGGCCACUCUUUCAAGAAAAUUUGUUGAAGUAAUGACGGAUUAUAAUAAAACACAGACAGACUAUAGAGAGCGUUGUAAAGGAAGAAUUCAGAGACAAUUGGAUAUUGCGGGUAAAAAAGUUGGCGAUGAAGAUCUUGAAGAAAUGAUUGAAUCUGGAAAUCCUGGUGUUUUUACUCAAGGAAUAAUUACUGAUACACAACAAGCAAAACAAACAUUGGCCGAUAUUGAGGCUAGACAUAAUGAUAUUAUGCGAUUAGAAAGCAGUAUUAGAGAAUUACAUGAUAUGUUUAUGGACAUGGCAAUGCUUGUUGAAUCUCAGGGUGAAAUGGUUGACAGAAUAGAAUAUAAUGUGGAACAUGCAAAAGAAUUUGUAGAUAGAGCUGUGGCCGAUACAAAAAAGGCUGUUCAAUAUCAAAGCAAAGCGAGAAGAAAAAAAAUCAUUGUAAUCAUCUGCGUGCUUAUUCUUCUUGCUAUUGCAUGUCUCUUUAUACUUUCUUUUGUGCCAAAUCCAUUUUGAUGUCAUCAGAGGAGAUG